This is a messenger RNA of Drosophila innubila, 4798 nucleotides long. RefSeq names its product serine/threonine-protein kinase Warts (gene wts). Gene Ontology annotation, biological process: hippo signaling; positive regulation of apoptotic process; G1/S transition of mitotic cell cycle. NCBI's taxonomy places the organism in Eukaryota, Metazoa, Arthropoda, Insecta, Diptera, Drosophilidae. Bases 988 to 4425 code for a protein of 1145 amino acids. The record is from RefSeq and is a predicted model, not a curated record. Gene Ontology annotation, molecular function: protein serine/threonine kinase activity; ATP binding. The transcript is spliced from 9 exons.
UAUCGCUUAGCCACCACGAUCUAUCGCUAUCUAUUAUUAUUAAUUAAAACAACGCAGCGCGUGGAGGUGGAGGAAAAAUUUGUGAAAAGUGCAAAAACGCAGCGCGUGAAGCAAGUUGGCGACAUCGAUCGUGUAUAUUAUUAAUUAAAAUUCCGUCAAGUCAAAAAAGCCGAGUGGUGUGUGUGUUGUGAAUUGUUUGCUGCUCAGGCUAAAAAUCAAAUCAAAAUACGAAUUCGUAUUGAAUUAUUCAAAUUCAUUCAUCGAAUGACAUCCAGUGUCCGACCAAAAUAUUAAUGCUAUUGCAAAGAUGAUCAUGAUGACAUUGAUAAGUGCCAGAAAUUGUGAUAAACAACAAGAAACAAAAUGAUAAUCAUUUAUUAAUAAAUAAAUUAAAAAGGGCAACGGCAGAAAAUGUGAUACGAAAAAAUAAAAUGAAGAUUUAUAACAAGCACACAAGUGUAUCUGUGAAUCUUAUAACAAUCAAAAUCACACAAAUGUUUUUAUUAUAAUGCAAAUAAAGUGCCUUAGUGAAGAAUUUGCCGAGUGUUAAAUAAAAGCAAAAAAGCAAGCUAAUAUAUUUUAAUCUUAAUAAUAACAAGAAUCUACUUGCUUACUUGCCUCAAACCAAGACUAGUAAGCUGCUCAACAUAAGACCAACAACAGCAGCAAUUCCUUACAAAAUACAGCAUAAAGAAGAAGAAAAUCAGCUGCAUGGAGAGGCAGAAAAUCUCCGCCACACACACACAUCUCCCAAAAAAUAUAUAUUUAUAAAUAUAGUAACCUCAAGUAUUUAUUAAAAUAAUAUCGUUGCUGCCGUUUAGUCUACGCGCGCGUGACAGUGUGUGCGUGAGUGUGAGUGUGUGUGUGUGUGUGCCAGUGUGUGUGUGUGCGUGUGUGUCUGUUUUGUGUCGUGCGUGUGUGGGUGAGAGCGCGGAGCAUUUUGUGAUAUGAGUGCUAAAUAUCACAAAGAGAAGAAGCAGCAGCAUAAUGCAUCCAGCGGGCGAAAAAAGGGGCGGUCGCCCCAAUGAUAAAUACACAGCGGAAGCGCUCGAGAGCAUUAAACAGGAUCUAACACGAUUCGAAGUACAAAAUAAUCAUAGAAAUAAUCAGAAUUACACAGCUCUGCGAUAUACCGCCGCGAAUGGUCGUAACGAUGCAACCGAGUACCACCAUGCAAAGCUGGCACUGGAACCGCCUCCGUCGGCGUCACCGUCGCCCGAUGUCGUUGUACCGCCAUCGCCGGUCGGCGGUUCCGUGGCGUUGCCGACGGCCAACGGACAUGUGCCAAAGAUAAUCAACUCACUGAUACCGCCCAAGUUAAUACGCAAGCCGAGCAUCGAGCGGGAGACACCGACGCAUUAUCUACGCUGCAGUCCGGCGUUGGACUCGGGCGCUGGCAGUUCCCGCUCCGACAGUCCGCACUCGCACACCCACCAGCAGCUGAGCGGUCGGGCGAGCACCGGCCAAUAUUCGCCGUCGCCCAGCAGCUUCAGCGAUGCAGCGCCGCCAGCGCCACCGCCGCGCAAUCCCACUGGAGUGGGAGUGGGCAGCUCGGCGACACCACCGCCACCACCACCCACCAAUCAGAUGUUCAAACGUCGCUCGCCAGCCCUGACUCGUCCCGCUGCAAUAACGCCCAGUUGCCCCACAACGCGUGGCACGUCGCCGGUGAUACCACAGAAUGGUGGAGGCCAAGGGGGUAUCAAGACGCAACAGCAGCUGACGCAGCAAAUGAAGGCACUCAACAUGUAUCAAGGGGCGAGCAGUGGUGCAGUUGUGGAGCCACCGCCGCCGUACAUGCUCAACACGGUGGUAUCGGUGGUAUCGGCAGCACCACCACCACCGCCCAGCUACACCGCCUCCAUGCAAUCGCGUCAGUCGCCGACGCAGUCACAGCAAUCCGACUACCGCAAGUCGCCCAGCAGUGGCAUCUACUCGGCCACGUCGGCGGGCUCGCCAAGUCCGAUCACCGUGAGCAACAGCAGCGGCAUUUUGCCAGCCUCAACGGGCGUGGGCGUGGCAAGGCCACAGCCACGUGUCUAUCAGGCGCGCACGCAACAGCCCAUUAUCAUGCAGAGCGUCAAGUCGACGCAGGUGCAGAAACCGGUGCUGCAAACCGCCGUGGCACCACAAUCGCCGGUCAGUGCAUCCGCGAGCAAUUCUCCCGUGCAUGUGCUUGCCGCACCACCCUCCUAUCCGCAAAAGUCGCCGGCGGUGGUGCAGCAACAGCAACAGGCAGCAGCCGCUGCUCAGCAGCAUUCCCCCCUCCCCCUGCUCGUGCCCACGCCCGUCGUUGUGGCAGGUGCGGUUAAGCCGCCGGCGGCCACAACGCCCCCUCUGUUAGUCAAUGCACUGAAUGGUGGUGCGGUGGUCAGCAAGGGAGCCGCCAUGGAGCCACCCUCCUAUGCCAAGAGCAUGCAGGCCAAGGCGGCCACAACGCCGCAGCCACAACAGCAGCAACAGUUGCAGCAACAGCAGCAGCAGCAGCAACAACAACAGCAGCAGCAACAGUUGCAGACGUUACGUGCGUUGCAGGCGCAACAACAACAGCAGCAGCUGCAACAACAGCAACAACUACAGCAGCAGCAGCAGCAACAACAGCAAAAGCAACCGUUGCCCGUGAGCAGCAAUGGCAAUGGCAAUCGACAGCUGCCGCCGCCGCCGCCGUAUCAAAGUGCACGUGUUACCACGCCCGAGUUGGCCAACAGCCACAGCAACAACAACAACAACAACAAUGUCAACUUGACAGCUGAAAUGAAACCUGCUUGCAAUAUUAACAACAUCAACAAUAAUAAUAAUAACAGCAACAACAACAACAACAACAUACAAAUAAGCAACAGCAAUUUGGCAACAACACCACCAAUUCCACCAGCCAAAUACAGUGGAAGUGGUGGCAACAAUGGCAACAGCUCGAGUGGCAGCAACGGUUCAACUGUUGCCUCAGCAGCAGCUGCCUGUAAGAAGAUCAAACAUGCAUCUCCGAUCCCGGAGCGCAAGCAAAUCUCCAAGGAGAAGGAGGAGGAGCGCAAAGAGUUUCGAAUACGACAAUAUUCGCCGCAGGCUUUCAAAUUCUUCAUGGAGCAACAUAUCGAGAAUGUGAUUAAAUCGUAUCGCCAGCGAACGUUCCGUAAAAAUCAGUUGGAAAAGGAAAUGCUUAAGGUUGGACUCUCGGAUGAAACACAAAUCGAGAUGCGCAAGAUGCUCAAUCAGAAGGAGAGCAAUUACAUACGCCUCAAACGGGCCAAGAUGGACAAGAGCAUGUUCGUCAAGAUUAAGCCCAUUGGCGUUGGGGCAUUCGGUGAGGUGACUCUGGUCCGUAAAAUCGACACCUCGAAUCAUUUGUAUGCGAUGAAGACACUGCGCAAAGCGGACGUCCUCAAGCGCAAUCAGGUGGCUCAUGUGAAAGCCGAACGUGAUAUUCUGGCCGAGGCCGACAACAAUUGGGUUGUCAAGCUAUACUAUAGUUUUCAGGAUAAGGAUAAUUUAUAUUUCGUUAUGGAUUACAUACCCGGUGGUGAUCUGAUGUCGCUGCUGAUCAAGCUGGGCAUCUUUGAGGAACCGCUGGCACGUUUCUAUAUAGCUGAGAUCACCUGCGCCGUCGACAGUGUGCACAAAAUGGGCUUCAUUCACAGGGACAUUAAGCCCGAUAACAUACUCAUUGACCGGGAUGGACACAUAAAGCUCACCGAUUUCGGUCUUUGCACUGGCUUUAGAUGGACGCACAACUCCAAAUACUAUCAAGAGAAUGGUAAUCAUUCGCGGCAGGACUCGAUGGAGCCUUGGGAGGAUUACUCGGAGAAUGGUACAAAGCCCACAGUGUUGGAGAGGCGACGCAUGCGGGAUCAUCAAAGAGUCCUGGCACACUCACUGGUCGGCACACCCAACUAUAUAGCUCCAGAGGUGUUGGAACGCAGCGGUUAUACACAACUAUGCGAUUACUGGAGCGUUGGCGUCAUUCUCUACGAGAUGCUGGUGGGACAGCCACCUUUUCUGGCCAACAGCCCAAUGGAAACACAACAAAAGGUCAUAAAUUGGGAGAAGACGCUUCAUAUACCGCCGCAAAAUCAGCUAUCACGGGAUGCAAAAGAUUUGAUACGACGACUCUGCGCAUCGUCGGAUAAAAGGCUCGGCAAGAGCGUGGAUGAAGUCAAGGGUCACGAUUUCUUUAAGGGCAUUGACUUUGCGGAUAUGCGCAAGCAGAAGGCACCAUAUAUACCGGAAAUCAAACAUCCCACAGAUACGUCCAACUUUGAUCCCGUUGACCCCGACAAGUUGCGAUCAAAUGAUUCCAAUUUGAGCAGCGGCGAUGAUAUCGAUCUGAAUGAUAGGCAAUUCCAUGGAUUUUUCGAAUUUACAUUUAGAAGAUUUUUCGAUGAUCGGCAGCAGCCGGACAUGACGGACGAUCAGGCGCCGGUUUAUGUCUGAUCUCGGUCAUAAUAUACAUACAUAACAUAUAUCAUUGUUAGUCAAAUAGUCACAAAUGCUUGAGAAGACGCACGUUAACGGUGUGCCAAGAACGUGUUAACAGCGACGCUGUUAAGUCUUAAAAUUGCAGCAGCGUUCGUUAACAGUGUGCCAACAGCUUGUUAGCAGCAGCGCUGUUAUGUCUGCACACGUUGACAGUUUGCUUACAGCGUGGUAGCAUCAACACUGUUGAAUCUACACAAGUUAACAGCGCUGUUCAGUCAGCCUGGUUACAACUGCCUAGGUUAGCAGCAUGUUAACAGCGACGCUGUAAAGUCUUAAACUAUUUUUAAAAAAAUAUUCAUUUAGCGUUUUAGUGAAAUUUGUUGCCAAA